UUCACAAUCCCACGGUCUGUUAGUGCUCCAUCACCAGCUGCCUUCAAACCCACAUAGCCUGAAGACAUGGCGUUCAACGGAACAUGGAAGGUCGACCGCAACGAGAACUAUGAUAAGUUCAUGGAGCAAAUGGGUGUCCAUGUCAUGAAGCGCAAACUAGCAGAGCACGACAACCUGAAGAUCACCAUCCAGCAGACCGGGGACAAGUUCCACAUCAAGGAGUCCAGCACCUUCCGCACCAAGGAGAUCGACUUCACCCUGGGCGUCCAGUUUGACUACAGUCUGGCUGAUGGAACUGAAGUAGCAGGAGCCUGGGAGAUGGAGGGCGACAUGAUGAAAGGCAAAUUCACCAGGAAAGAUAACAACAAGGUCCUGACCACCACUCGAACUCUGGUGGGAGGAGAGCUGGUGCAGACUUACAACUAUGAGGGAGUGGAUGCUAAGAGGAUUUUCAAGAAUACCCAGUAACCCAGAGUCUGAAGUCUAUAUUUUAUUUUUAUAUAGCUGACACCAUGUGUUUUUUUCUAACAGAAAGACAAGGCUAAGUCAAGUGUUUUCUAAUGGGAUUCAACUUCAUAUACCUCAAAAAUGUUAGACAUGUCCAGAGUUUUAAAGCUGUACUGCUAUAAGCCAGAUAUUCCAAUUAGCAGCUUUUAUUUUGGUUAAAAAUAUUUACUUGAAAUCCAGUUAUUACUGAAAGAGUUGGUGACAAUUUAGGUAAAAGAAAAGAACAGUUAAUCUGAUGGAGAAAAUGCCUCACAAUGCUAGUUUAAGUGCCUUAGACAGAACAUUAAUAUCCCAGAGAUGCAGAAACUCUCUGGUUAUAUCCAACCAAGGUGUUUUUUUUUUUCUUUGUCCAGAUUUUGGGAGCAGAUUAAGUUCCAGAGGGACUAUUUUUUCAAGUUUUUUAAUAUGUUUUAUUGUUGAAUAUUAAAGUUGUUUUUUAAAAUUUCAGGCAUUUAAAAAAUCUGCAUCUUUUUUAUUGGAAUUUAAGCAGAAAUCUUCAGACAAAGUUAAAUAGUACAAGAACAUGCACCAUAAAGGGUACAUCUAGAGAAAGGAGGGACAUAUUCAGUUGGAUUUUUGGGGGAAAUUACUCUUUAAAAACUUGCCUUUGUCAUUAUGAUCUCACACAAGAGUCAAUAUUGUAUAUCCUUCAAACACUGGGGAAGCAAGUUAAUUUGCACUAAUGGUCUUUAUUUUAGGCUGUAACAAUAAAGAAAAUUCUGUC
Messenger RNA from Cheilinus undulatus (humphead wrasse), 1231 nucleotides. RefSeq names its product fatty acid-binding protein, intestinal-like. Gene Ontology annotation, biological process: fatty acid transport. The transcript has 4 exons. The record is from RefSeq and is a predicted model, not a curated record. Gene Ontology annotation, molecular function: fatty acid binding. The coding region runs from base 67 to 468 and encodes 133 amino acids. Lineage: Eukaryota; Metazoa; Chordata; Actinopteri; Labriformes; Labridae. Gene Ontology annotation, cellular component: cytosol; nucleus.